Messenger RNA from Puccinia triticina, 264 nucleotides. RefSeq lists its product as uncharacterized. NCBI's taxonomy places the organism in Eukaryota, Fungi, Basidiomycota, Pucciniomycetes, Pucciniales, Pucciniaceae. The transcript has a single exon. The record is from RefSeq and is a predicted model, not a curated record. Bases 1 to 264 code for a protein of 87 amino acids.
AUGUCAACUUACGCCAUAGCCCCCUCCAAGACCGUAGCCGCCUCCGAGGCCACCUCCGAGGCCACCCCCGAGGCCAUAGCUACCUCCGAGGCCAUAGCCGCCUCCCAUACCAUAGCCGCCUCCCAUACCAUAGCCGCCUCCCAUACCAUAGCCGCCUCCCAUACCAUAGCCGCCUCCCAUACCAUAGCCGCCUCCAAGACCGUAACCACCUCCGAGACCGCCUCCCAGGCCACCGCCGAGUCCGAGUCCGAUUCCGCCUCCUAG